AUGUCGAACGCUUCCGAGAAAACUAUUUCCCCUGGCGCCUCUCGGCAAUCAUCAAUAAAAUCAGUCGAGCUAUCCGCGAGACCUUCGAGUACGCGACCACCCAAUGGCCAGCCUGUCGCCGACGGCCUGCAUGCCGAGCCGCAUCCGAAGCAACCCGAGAAGGCCUCCAUCAAGGAUCGCUUUACUCGCAUGUUCUCCAAGGACGACGUCCCCAGAUCCGGCCCCGCCGAUGCGUCCCAGCCGUCGAAACGCGCUGUCCCGAGCCCCGCCCCCAGCCAGAAUGGCCUCAACGUGCCCGCCAGGCCGAGCCCGAUCCCGCGUAAAAUGUCCAUGGCCGAUACUCCGAGUCCCGCCCCCAAACCGGCGCAGUAUCAACGAUUUGUCGCUGACCCCGAAGCCCCCGGCGGCCACGAGCACCACCUUAGGGGUAGUAAGCGACAAGAGAAGCUUUCGGACAUGUGGAAGGCCCUCCUCGGUCUGAAGCAGGACCAGCCUGCCGAACCCGAUCUGUCCUUGAGGUCGAGCUGGGUCGACACUGUCAAGCAGGAGAAGGAGUCGAAGGAGCUGGUGGCCACCGACAAGAAGGGGGGUCCCAACCAGAGUACCACUCUGGUCGAGAAGUACGGCAAAUGCCAGGAGGUGAUCGGUCGCGGCGCGUUCGGCAUCGUGAGAAUUUCGCACAAAAAGGUGGACAACGUGGAGAAGCUCUUCGCCGUCAAGGAGUUCCGCCGCAGGCCCGAGGAGACGGAAAAGAAGUACAGCAAGCGCCUCACGGCCGAGUUCUGCAUCUCGUCGUCCUUGCGCCACCCCAACGUCAUCCACACGCUGGACCUGCUCAAGGACCAGAAGGGCGACUACUGCGAGGUGAUGGAGUACUGCUCCGGCGGCGACCUCUACACGCUGGUCCUGUCGGCCGGGAAAUUGGAGGGGGUCGAGGCCGACUGCUACUUCAAGCAGAUGAUGCGCGGCGUCGAGUACCUGCACGAGAUGGGCGUCGCGCACCGCGAUCUCAAGCCGGAGAACCUCCUGCUGACUAGCCACGGCGCCUUGAAAAUUACGGAUUUCGGCAACGGCGAGUGCUUCAGGAUGGCCUGGGAAGACGACGCCCACAUGGUGUCGGGCCUCUGUGGCUCGGCUCCGUACAUCGCCCCCGAGGAGUACAUCGAGAAGGAGUUCGACGCCCGGGCGGUCGACGUCUGGGCUUGUGGCGUCAUCUACAUGGCCAUGCGGACGGGACGGCACCUCUGGCGAGUAGCCAAGAAGGACGAAGAUGAAUUCUACGAGCAAUAUCUCCAAGGCCGCCGCGACGAGGAGGGCUACAGCCCGAUCGAGUCGCUGCACCGGGCCCGCUGUCGUAACGUCAUCUACUCCAUCCUAGACCCCAAUCCUUCACGACGUAUCACGGCGUCGCAGGUCCUCAAGUCCGAAUGGGGUCGCUCAAUCAAGCUCUGCAAAGCUGGUGAGGAAGGUCUCUGA
Durotheca rogersii is the source of this 1476-nucleotide messenger RNA. RefSeq names its product serine/threonine-protein kinase hal4. Lineage: Eukaryota; Fungi; Ascomycota; Sordariomycetes; Xylariales; Xylariaceae. The transcript has 2 exons. The coding region runs from base 1 to 1476 and encodes 491 amino acids. Gene Ontology annotation, molecular function: ATP binding; protein serine/threonine kinase activity. Gene Ontology annotation, biological process: protein phosphorylation; intracellular monoatomic cation homeostasis; intracellular signal transduction. The record is from RefSeq and is a predicted model, not a curated record.